Molecule: messenger RNA, 2787 nt
Organism: Metarhizium acridum CQMa 102
Lineage: Eukaryota; Fungi; Ascomycota; Sordariomycetes; Hypocreales; Clavicipitaceae
Source: RefSeq, a predicted model, not a curated record
AUGCGUUCUGGUGUGCGUGGCAAGUGGUCACUGGGCCUCAAGCUCAAGCCUGGUGACGAUGCUCCAUGGUUGGAUGUGGGUGGCGCAUGGCCAGCUCCAAUCUCGCUUUCCAGAGGCCCACUUUAUGGCCCAAAGCCAUCAAUCGAUUCACCAGUUGACGACGGACUGGGCAUUCGCCCAUCAAAUGGCCACCAGGCCCCGCCACAGCGCCUCAAGUGCCGGCGACGGAGGCACAGGCUCCGCUAUUCGCCAUCACCCGGACCGCUGUGGCCCAGUGGUCUCUCCCCACCCUCAACGCACCAACAUAUGCCUGGACCCUCUUUUGACUUCACUCCUCCACGACCGUCUUCUUAUGCCACCCAAACCGACCAAGCUGGUGGCCUCAACCUUGUCCAGCGUUGCUCAGCCCUUUCAAACAGCGAACCAGCCCGACGCAUACUCUAUCCCAGCCUUCACCCUCACCGCCGCCGAUCCCAUGUCGUCAACAUCUGCUCUCUAGCGCCCGAUACAUUGCCCGUCACAUGCUGGUCGACCACCGAGGUGUUGCUGUCCCUCACGGCGCCUUAUCAAAACGACAAAGAGCUUUGGGCAAUCAACGUCUACCUAUCUAGACAAAAUCGACUCAAACUGCCACCGCGGCUUGCCCGCGGAACGGUCGACGUGGACCAACCCUCCGACGCUCGUUCCCUUCACCCCAUUGUCCCCUCUGACGACCCAUCCACUCCGCCUAGCUAUCGACAAUCUGCCAGCAGCGUCGGCUCAGCACCCAACCCCUCCUCGCCGCUUGGUCGCCCUGGCCGAUCCGCCCAACCAGCUCCGGCUUCGACUGUGAACAUAGAAUCUUCCACUCCAAGACCGGAUCCGCCUUCCGGCUCGGUAUCGCAGGUCCUCGGUAGGCGACGACGCCCGUCUGGCUCUUCUCCGAUACAAGAUCCCAACGACCCUGCCUCUGCCGACAACGAGGCUGCUCUAUCCGACACAUAUUCAUCACCUGGUCGUCGUCGUCCAAAAAGGAGGCGGCGAGUGGGCGAAGACAUGGCGUCAGACGGCAAUUCCGUCCUACAGUCUAAUGGGAGCGGCGCCGCUCGCUCAAAUGGAUCGACUGGUGUUGCUUCUCAGAGGACUGUCUUGCCCAGUGGUGCGACUAACGGGACACACAAAGCAGCGUCUCUAGCUGCUAAUGGCUCAGCAAAUGGAGACAAAGCCUCUACGUCGCUCGUCCGACCCUCAUCAUAUUUCGGACAUAACAGAGAGGAGGUGACUCGAAUUUUGAUCCAAGCAUUGUCAGACAUGGGUUAUCGAGCGGCUGCCGAGAGUGUGAGCGAGGAGAGCGGGUUCAAACUGGAAAAUCCCACGGUAGCAGCCUUUCGGUCAGCUGUGUUGGAAGGCUCAUGGGUUGAAGCGGAAGAUUUGCUGACGGGAGCUACUGUGGCAGGACAGGCUGGCGAGGAUGGCGGUGAUGGAAAUGGGCUUGUACUCGCGCCAGGCUCGGACCGAAAUGUUAUGAGAUUUGCCAUGCGUCAGCAAAAGUUUCUGGAGCUUUUGGAAACCAGAGACACAACUCGGGCACUCCAGGUUCUGAGGGUAGAAUUAACGCCGCUAGACCACGACACCGCAAAAGUGCAUUUUCUUUCCAGCCUCCUAAUGUGUCUUUCAACAGAGGACCUGAUGGCCAAGGCAAACUGGGAUGGAGCAGGGGGACAGUCACGCAAGAGGCUGUUGUCAGAGCUAUCAAGGUGUAUCUCGCCAUCUGUCAUGCUUCCCGAAAAUCGCCUAGCUGUUCUCCUGCACCAGGUCAAGCAGAGUCAGAUCAACUCCUGCCUUUUCCACACCGCGGCAUCGUCGCCUUCGCUGUACGCGGAUCAUCACUGUGACAGGCGAGUCUUCCCCAGAGAUAUCGUGCUGGAGCUCAUCGAAAUGCGAGGAGAGGUGUGGGAGGUGCAAUUUUCUCACGACGGGUCGCAGCUUGCCGCCUGUGGAUCCAGUGACAGUGUCUUUAUAUGGGAGACGUGGUCAUUCCAAGUUGUACACGCCCUCAGCAUGCAGGUUCAAAAAGAUCACCAUUCCGGCGUAGCAAGUAUUGCGUGGAGUCCGGAUGACUCGAUGAUGGUGACCUGUUCGCAGGACCAUUUUGCGCGAUUAUGGGAUACUAAGAAUGGUCAAUUAAUCAAGAAACUGAAACGGUUCGACGAACCUGUCAGUGGGUGCAUCUGGGCGAGUGACAGCAAAUCCUUUGUCCUCGGCACCCUCGAUAACAAACGGAGCAUUUGUACAUUCAACAGUGAGGGCGAAGAGUUGGUCCAGUGGGACAAGAAGCAUCGUGUGCAGGCCAUUGCUGGGUCUCCCGACGGACGGUGGCUUGUAGCGGCGGACAACUUUACCAACAUGUACGUGUACAACGGAAUAACAAGAGCACUGGAGUAUGAACUGGAUUUGGGUGCCCAGCCGAUAUCUCUAGCCAUCAGCCAAGAUUCCCGGCAGCUGCUUGUCAACAAAGGGGACAGCGAGGCGCAGCUCGUCGACUUGUUCACGAGAGCUACGGUACAGAAAUUCCUUGGCCAUAUGACGGACCAGUGCGUCAUCCGCGCUUCCUUCGGCGGAGCCAACGAGAGCUUUGUUAUGAGCGGCAGCGAAGACGGAAAAGUGGUCAUCUGGCACAAGAAUAUAGGGGCUGCUGUCGAGAGGUUGUCCAGUUUUUCCGGCAAGCGGUGCAACUGUGUGGUUUGGAACCCGGCCGAUCCAUACAUGCUCGCCUCAUGUAAUGAUGACGGAAAAGUGCGAAUGUAA